Messenger RNA from Adineta ricciae, 1641 nucleotides. NCBI's taxonomy places the organism in Eukaryota, Metazoa, Rotifera, Eurotatoria, Adinetida, Adinetidae. The record is from the annotation of a GenBank genome assembly.
AUGGAGCCGACUACGGACGAAAUUACCAAAGGAAAAACAUGUAUGGUCGAUAUAGAACCACCAGUUGUACAAGAAGUGUUGACCAUAAAAGAUGCUGAUGAUAAAAUACCUGAUGAUCCAAACGAUAAAAAACUUAUUCGAAAACUUGAUCGUCAUUUAAUUCCAACAAUGACUUUAUUAUAUCUAUUAAGUUAUCUUGAUCGUGUCAAUAUUGGUCAAGCUAAAUUAGAUGGCCUUCUUGAAUCAUUACAUCUUUCGGGUUCUCAAUAUAAUGCAUGUUUAAGCGUAUUCUUUGUAACUUACGUUCUUUUUGAAAUUCCAUCAAAUUUAGUACUGAAAAAACUUCGACCAAGUCGAUGGAUACCAAUGAUUAUGAUUACUUGGGGAAUUAUAAUGACUCUUAUGGGUCUUGUCAAUAAUUUUGCAAGUCUUAUUGCUUGUCGACUCUUAUUAGGUGCUGCUGAAUCAGGUCUUUUUCCAGGUAAUUCGAAAUUCAAAUUGAAAAAUUAUGUGAAUCUUAUACUUUUAAUCUUUGUAGGUGCUACGUUUUAUUUAUCAAGUUGGUAUAAACGACGUGAAUUAUCAUGGCGUGUAAGUAUAUUAUUUUCGGCUGCUGCAUUAGCUGGUGCAUUUGGUGGUAUUCUUGCUUAUGGCAUUAGUCAAAUGAAAGGCAUAGGUAAUCAAGAAGGUUGGCGUUGGAUCUUUUAUAUUGAAGGAAUCCUGACUGUUAUCGUUGGAAUAUCGGCCUUCUUUUUAAUUGCAGAUUUUCCAUCAGAUCGACCAAAAUUUUUAACAGAAGAAGAAUGUAAUAGAACAAUUAAUCGUUUGCAAAAUGAUUCUGGACCAGGUGCUGGUGAACAUUUCAGUUGGAAACAAGUCAAAGCAGCAUUUUUAGAUUGGAAAGUUUAUAUUUAUGGUUUAUGUUAUAUUGGUUUCUUAGUUCCACUCUAUUCUCUUGCGCUUUUCUCACCAACAAUUGUUCAAGGUCUUGGAUUUACAAGUUAUCGUGCUCAAUUAAUGACAGCACCUCCAUAUGCACUUGCAUUUAUAACUACAAUGACAACAGCAUAUUUUUCUGAUAAAUAUGCUAAACGAACUAUUUUUAUGAUCUUUUGGGUUUUAAUAAGUAUGAUCGGUUUCAUUAUACUUAUUUGUGUAGAGAAUACGAAUGUAAAAUAUUUUGCUAUAUUUUUAACAAUGGGUGGUAAUUCACCAUGUGUAGCAACAUGUAUUACCUUUAUUUCAGGUAAUAUUAGUCCACAAACAAAACGUGCCACUGCAUUAGCAUUUAUGUUAUCAGUUGGAAAUAGCGGUGGAAUUAUUAGUGGACAAAUUUAUCGAUCAGAGGAUGCACCUCGUUUUAUUCUUGGCCAUGCAGUCAAUCUUGGCUUUUGUACCAUGGGUUUCAUUGCUACUUGUAUUCUAUUUAUAAGUCUUAGAUAUGAAAACAGACGCCGUGAUGCUUUAUAUGGCUCUGUUGAUGAUCUCAAACCAGUGGAAACGAAAACGUCGACAGAACCUGUCGAUAUAUUUGGAUUGGGUACGGCAGAAGAUCGUAAAAAAUGGGGUUAUGAAAAUAUGAGUGAACAAGAAAUUAGAGAUUUAGGAGAUAAACAUGCUGCUUGGCGUUAUAUUUUGUAG